AUGAUCACGUCCGAACUCUCCGUGUUGCAGGAUUCCACCAAUGACACCGGUGCACCAGUGCACACUGACAUGUCUGCAGUUGCCAGUGAAAUGAGUUCUGAUAUUACUGAUGACCUGGAAGUCAAAGGCAAAAGAAAAAGAGGCCGCCCCGGAAGACCACCAUCUGCCAUUAAAAAAACCACGAAAGACACCUGGUGAGAGGAGUCGUGGAGAGCCAGGCACAAGAGGCCGGGGCAGGGCAAAUGGUCAUCCUCAGCAAAAUGGCGAAGGCGAUCCAGUCACCUUAUUUGAAGUAGUUAAGAUGGGAAAGAGUGCCAUGCAGUCUGUAGUAGAUGACUGGAUUGAGUCGUAUAAACAGGACAGAGACAUGGCUCUUCUGGACUUGAUAAAUUUCUUCAUCCAGUGUUCAGGAUGCAAAGGUACUGUAAGAAUUGAGAUGUUUCGAAAUAUGCAGAACGCGGAGAUCAUCAGAAAAAUGACUGAGGAGUUUGACGAGGAUAGCGGAGAUUAUCCUCUAACAAUGCCUGGACCACACUGGAAGAAAUUUCGCUGUAACUUCUGUGAGUUCAUUGGUGUUCUGAUCCGACAAUGCCAAUACAGCAUCAUCUAUGAUGAGUAUAUGAUGGACACUGUCAUUUCACUGUUGACUGGCCUCUCUGACUCCCAGGUCCGAGCUUUCAGGCAUACAAGCACACUUGCAGCAAUGAAGCUGAUGACUGCACUGGUGAAUGUUGCCCUUAAUUUGAGUAUUCACCAGGAUAACACUCAGCGGCAGUAUGAAACAGAGCGGAACAAGAUGAUUGGCAAGAGAGCCAACGAGAGGCUUGAGCUGCUUCUACAGAAACGAAAAGAGCUUCAGGAAAACCAGGAUGAAAUAGAAAACAUGAUGAAUUCCAUUUUUAAGGGCAUCUUCGUUCACCGAUACAGAGACGCCAUUGCUGAGAUCCGAGCAAUCUGCAUUGAGGAAAUAGGGGUUUGGAUGAAAAUGUACAGUGACGCGUUCCUCAAUGACAGCUACCUAAAGUAUGUGGGCUGGACACUCCACGACCGGCAAGGAGAAGUAAGGCUCAAGUGUCUGAAAGCCCUUCAGAGUCUGUACACCAAUAGAGAACUGUUCCCUAAGCUCGAGCUCUUCACCAACCGGUUUAAGGAUCGGAUUGUUUCCAUGACUUUGGACAAAGAAUAUGAUGUAGCUGUUGAAGCAAUCCGCCUUGUGACUCUGAUUCUCCAUGGUAGUGAAGAGGCCCUGUCCAAUGAAGACUGUGAGAAUGUCUACCACUUGGUGUACUCUGCACAUCGGCCAGUAGCUGUAGCAGCUGGGGAAUUCCUGCACAAGAAGUUAUUUAGUAGACAUGACCCACAAGCGGAAGAGGCCUUGGCCAAAAGAAGGGGUCGGAGCAGCCCUAAUGGAAAUCUUCUAAAAAUGCUUGUGCUUUUCUUUCUUGAGAGUGAGUUACAUGAGCAUGCUGCAUACCUUGUUGACAGUUUAUGGGAAAGUUCCCAAGAGCUUCUGAAGGACUGGGAAUGUAUGGCAGAGCUGCUAGUUGAAGAGCCAAUACAAGGGGAGGAAGUGAUGUCUGAGCGGCAAGAGAGCGCACUCAUUGAACUGAUGGUGUGUACUAUUCGCCAGGCUGCAGAAGCGCAUCCCCCUGUGGGAAGAGGAACUGGCAAGAGGGUUUUAACUGCCAAGGAACGUAAAACCCAAAUAGAUGACAAAAACAAGUUGACAGAACAUUUCAUUGUUGCACUUCCAAUGCUGCUAUCUAAGUAUUCUGCUGAUGCAGAGAAAGUGGCAAAUCUUUUACAAAUUCCUCAGUUUUUUGAUCUAGAGCUUUAUAGCACAGGGCGAAUGGAAAAGCACCUGGACAGUUUACUAAAGCAGAUUAGGUUUGUUGUGGAGAAACACACAGAGGCCGAUGUAUUAGAAGCAUGUAGUAAAACCUACAGCAUACUAUGCAGUGAAGAGUACACAAUUCAGAACCGAGUGGACGUAGCACACAGUCAGCUGAUUGAUGAGCUGGCAGACAGGUUCACACAUGCUGUGGAGGAGCUGUUACAAAAUCUAGAUGAAGCUGAUGAAGAUGAUGUGUAUAUAAUGUACUGGCCUCCUUAAAACGCUUAACGUGUUUUCACAACGCUCACGAUUUGACCAAAUGGGACAUGUUUGGAAAUUGUUAUCGGUUGUUGAAGGCAGGUCUGGAACAUGAAGGCAUGCUCGAGCAGAUUGGUGUCCAGGCUCUUCAGUGCUCUCACUACUCUGUACUGUGGCAGUUGGUUAAAAUCACAGAAGGCAAUCCUUCCAAAGAAGAUAUGUUGAUGUUAAGAAGGACUGUAAAAUCUUUUCUAGCAAUCUGUCAGCAGUGUCUUUCCAAUGUUAAUACGCAAGUUAAAGAGCAGGCCUUCAUGCUGCUCUGUGAUCUUCUGAUGAUCUUCAGCCAUCAGUUGACAACAGGUGGAAGGGACAACCUUUCGUUGCUGAUCUUUAAUCCAGACCUAGGACUACAAUCUGAACUGCUCAGUUUUGUAAUGGAUCACGUCUUUAUUGACCAAGAUGAUGAGAACCAGAGCAUGGAAGGAGAUGAAGAGGACGAAGCCAACAAAAUUGAGGCCUUGCACAAAAGAAGAAAUUUGCUUGCAGCAUUUUGUAAACUUAUCAUCUAUGAUAUUGUAGAUAUGCACGCAGCAGCAGAUAUCUUUAAGCACUACAUGAAGUAUUACAAUGACUAUGGAGACAUCAUUAAGGAAACACUAAGUAAAACACGACAGAUAGACAAGAUCCAGUGUGCCAAGACCUUGAUCCUCAGUUUGCAGCAGGUAUGAAUUAUUGUU
Molecule: messenger RNA, 2829 nt
Organism: Staurois parvus
Lineage: Eukaryota; Metazoa; Chordata; Amphibia; Anura; Ranidae
Source: the annotation of a GenBank genome assembly